GUUUUCCUCCACUUACAUUGGGUAGUCUUGGAUUGGUACAAUCAAAUCGAAGAAUGGCUGAUACGGGCCCAGAGUGGCGCCCCCGGUCACAGGGUCAAAUCGCUGACCGGGGAAGCAAGAGAUGAACAGGGAAUUAGUAGCAACCCGGGAAAGGAAGGCAUGCCAAUUCUCCGACCGAGGAAUGGAAAGGAAGACCGGGGAUUGGGAUCAAAGAGACCCAUGUUCAAGCGAACAAGAACCUCCGACCAGGGACUUGGAGGGGCCGACCAGGGAUCGGGCAUGCCAAUUUUCCGUGUUAUGUUUAAUUUGUUUUGCUCUGGCCUAUAUAAAGGGCUUAAAACCGAGUUUUGUAGUUAGUUUUUGAAGAAUAUUGAUUUUUAUCUUAGUUCAUUAAGCUUUAAACUUAUGAAUUUUUUUUCUGUAUCAAUCAAGUUUCCUCCUUGAUCGUGGUCGAGAUUCUAUCCUCUAUAUUGUUAGAGUCAUCUGCCAUCUUUGUGUUGGGAUUGCACUUUCAAUUCCAUCAUAUGCCAAACAAAAACCUAAAAAAAUCCCUUUUCUUAUUCGUUCUUGAAGUUGCGUGACUUUGAUAAAUACAGGUACCGGUUCCGUGCUAGUAUCAGAACGGAUAGACUAUUGGAGAAAUUUGCGGCCAUGUUUUUGUCUAGUGGGAUUUUUAUGAGCAAUGGAUCUUAGUGGCCAUGGCGGUGAAAGACGUGAUGUCAUCGUUAUUAGAAUGUUGUUUAGAGGAAUGCAUGAAAAGUGAGGGGUUGUGUUGGGCUUUAUAGAAAAUAGAUGCUACCACCAUCGAGGAUUUGGAUCGGAGUAUUUAGAAGAUAAUCAUGUUAGAAGAGAACCUAGUAGCAUAUCGCAAAAACAAGCGGAAGAAUAUGAUGGAAGAGGUGAAAGGUGGUAUAUCAGUGUGCCCUACUAUGACUAAUUUUCCAAUACAAAGACAACACAUGCAAGCCCAGUGCAGCAGUCCAAGGGACGUCAGGGUUCACCGAGCUAAUUGAUUCCCUGAGAAUGUGUUGCAGUUCAUAAAGGACGAGUAUCACAUUCGAUGGCCGUGCUCGAUUAGGGGGCAACUAAAUGAACGUAACUUGGAAAGAUAUUGUGAUUUUCGUCAGGAAAAGGGGCACCACACAAUAGACUCCUAACAGUUGAAGACAGAGAUACAAGGCUUGGUGGAGUGGAGAAUGUUGAAUGAGUUUGCCAGGAGAAAUGAUGACAAGGACAUGAGUCGAAUGCUGACCUACCCCCAACGCCAUUUGAAGUGGACCCUGAAGAAGAUUGGGGAUGUGUGAGCUUGACCAUUGAAGCCAUAACUAUGGUUGUUGACCUUAAACAAAAGUUGGAAGAGGAGCAUAUACUAAGAUCCACCGUGGUCAACACUCAGGUUUCGGCGCAAGUCGAUUUCAAUUAUGUUCCGAAAGAAGCAUGUCGGGUGCCUUCAAUGGAGGCUAUGGAGAUAAUAUUGGACAGAGAGGGAGUGAAAUUUGGAUGAAUCUCCUUCAACUGGAAACGUACAAAAAAUGGACUAGAAACACAUUUUGACCGUUUUUAGGAUUUCUGACCGUUUUGUUAAUUUUUUUUUUGCACACAAUACAUUUUUAGAAACUGAAGCGUUUUAAGACGCGUUUUUUACUACAUUGCCUGAUGCUGACAUUUGACUCGUGCUGAAUUCCCAUAACUCCCCUCAUCCUGAAGCUGAGGCGGUCAGGAAAAGGAGCAUGUCACCCAACCCUCCCUCGAAGACUUGCAACCCCAGAUUGAGCUACUUAAAAGCUCAGAUUCAUACAUUGACAUCGGCUCCUCCUCCACCAACCGGGCAUCACGCUAGCUCUAGUCACCCCCAGACCUCUGGAGCGUCGGCCAACUCCAAAGGUAUGUCAGCGGCACAACAUCCUCCGCGACCAGAGGAUCUCCCUUACCCCGAGGUGCACCUCACACUGGGGUACCUCGGAGAUCCUGGGUACGGGAAGUCACUCGCUCAUUUUAAAACAACCUAAUACUCUUAAUUUCCAACUGCCUCAUCAUCUCCCAGAGUACUACGGGACCUCAGCUCCGGAGGAUCACCUUAGCGCUUUCCAGAUCCUAAUGCCAUUCGUAAGAGCAUUAUAUGCUACCAUGUGUAACAGGGGUAGCAUUUCAGUGGUAUACCCAUUUGCGUAAUGGCUUGAUCACCAAUUUUGAGGAGCUCGCCACUCUCUUUAGGGCUAAGUUCUUCGCCCAAAAGAGACAAAAUGUAGACAUCUCUCAUCUUAUGAGUACAAAGCAGGGGGAGCACGAGACCCAUAAGGAAAAUUAUGCCAGAUUUAACAAAUUUUUCCAGGGUUACCAACCUCACCACGAAAAAUGUGACCCAUGCCCUUACCUUUGGAAAAAGCAAUGCCCUCCUCAAGGCAUUACUCAUAAAACGACACCCUCGAAAUAUGAUGGAACUUCAGGAACGGGUCUCCAAAUACAAUGCCUUAGACGAGACACUAUAGGAGGCAUCCCCUCAAGGCGGAACCGUUCACCUUCACCUACCAAAAUAAAGCGCGAUUCACCACUCUCGCAACCGAGGAUUCACCCUGGGAUCGAGACCGUCCACGCGCUCACUCUCACGCCCAAACCUUACGCUCUCCCGAAUCAGCUCCCCCAGAGUGUGACCUUCGCCGGUACGCACGCUCACUGACGACGACCCUCACUGGCUCUCAUGGCGCUCACCUAUUGUAUUUGCUCCAACCUCCUCCCUUACGCGGUAACCUUGUUGGGCAUUGUCUUGCCAUAUGGCGUGAGCGCCAAGACCUUGCACGGAGGCAUAAGACUCGAGGCGAGCAUAAUCUUGAGGCGAUGACAUCUCCAUGGUGAUUCGUCAGGCCUUCACCCAAGCACUGUCGUGUGUCCUCUACUGUCCCCCGAACGGCCAUUAUAAAAAGUACCUUUCACCUUCCAAAAAAUGUAAGCAAAAAGGGUCUUAGCGAGCCCCCUUUGAGAGUCUGCUACUAUUAGCAACCGAUACUACCGCUCGUCCAAACCCUCCUCUCCUACACUAAGUCCUUAGCUUCAUUCUUUCCGUCAAGUUACCACUCAAUACUGACUUGAGUGUCGGAGGGUGUCCUCGCCAAGACCGACCGGUUGACCUUUUACAGGAGGUGGUGAGAGUCGGCGUCACGAGCAAAGAUCACGAUGUAAGGUGACUUGAAACCUCUCUCGAUGCCUGUAGCAAGGAAUCUGACGUCGGCAAAAACCACGACAUCAACAACUCACGAUAUUUUUGAAUAGUUAAGGUGAUAUUAGCCCAAAUAAAAUAUAUUAAUUUAUCUUUAUGUUUUUAAUAAAGUCAUAGUUCAUGUCAGCCUUCGGUCCUCAAAUCUCAUCUUUACCCCUGGUUGCAAGAGAUUAAUAUUUGUUUGUAUGAGUUCAAUUGUUAGUUGUUAUUACGUUGGAUCCACAUAAUUCAUUGGUCACUUUUGACAGGAGAAACUAAUGCAACCUAUAUGAAUGCACAGAUGCUUAGAAUGGGUUCAUGAGUUAGAAAUAAGUAGUGGAAUCAAAUAAGCAUAAAUUGUAUCCAUAUCUUUAUUUGCUUUUCAAGUUGACACUUAUUCUUUGUAUACGUGCCUAGGGUCUAGGCAGACAAUUAGGCGUUCAAAUGUCUAGGCGCCGCCUAGGUCUAGCUUAGGCAAAGUUAGACGCGUUAUCAGCUAUGCGAUCUGGCGACAAAAGAUAAAAAAUGUAUUAAAAU
Messenger RNA from Linum trigynum, 3730 nucleotides. The record is from the annotation of a GenBank genome assembly. NCBI's taxonomy places the organism in Eukaryota, Viridiplantae, Streptophyta, Magnoliopsida, Malpighiales, Linaceae.